Molecule: messenger RNA, 1172 nt
Organism: Saprolegnia parasitica CBS 223.65
Lineage: Eukaryota; Oomycota; Saprolegniomycetes; Saprolegniales; Saprolegniaceae
Exons: 7
Coding region: 34-1110 (358 amino acids)
Biological process (GO): base-excision repair
Cellular component (GO): nucleus
Molecular function (GO): endonuclease activity; DNA binding; double-stranded DNA 3'-5' DNA exonuclease activity
Source: RefSeq, a predicted model, not a curated record
UUUCCAUUUUCCUGCUGGACGGACGUCGGGAGCAUGGCGGGAAAGCGCAAGCAGACGACGAGCGAGGACAAGCCGGCGGCAAAGCGUGCGACACGCGCGUCCAAGAAGGCUGACGACGCUACGGACGAAGUGCCCGCGUCGGCGCCCAAGAAGGCGCAGGCCGCUGGCUGGGACUUUCUGAAAGCACCCAAGGGCGACCAGCUCAAGAAGCCAGCCAAGAAGGCCGCAGCGCCGGUCGCCGAUGCCGAGUUCCCGCCGCUCGCUGACGAAGACCUGAAGGUCUUUGACGGCGUCAUUCCCGCGCCGUCUUCGUCGGCGCAAUACCGCGUUCUCGCCUGGAACGUCAACGGGCUUCGUGCCGUCCUCAAGAAGGACAACUACUUUCGUGCAUAUAUUGCGCGCGAAGACCCGGACGUGUUGUGCUUGAGCGAGACCAAGAUCGACGACGCGUCGCUCGGCGCGGUGCGCAACAUCCUGCCGCAGUACGGGCACCAGUACUGGAAGUGCGCGACGCAAAAGGGGUACUCUGGCACGGCCAUGUUCUCCAAGACCAAGCCCCUGCGCGUCCUUGACGAAAUCACGGUCGAUGGCCAAGUCGACGACGAAGGCCGCUUCCUCGCGCUCGAAUUUGAGAAAUUUUGGCUUGUACACACCUAUGUGCCCAACGCGGGCCAAAAGCUGGACCGCCUCGAGUACCGCACGAAGAAGUGGGACACGGCUCUCUUUGCCAAGCUCAAGGAGCUCGAAGCAACCAAGCCCGUCGUAUGGUGUGGCGACUUGAACGUCGCGUACGAAGAGAUCGACAUCCACGACCCCAAGGGCAAUCGCAACAAGUCGGCGGGCUUUACGGACGCCGAACGCGAGAGCUUUGGGUCGCUCCUCGCCGACGGAUUCGUCGACACGUUCCGGUCCAAGUACCCCGAGACGCAGACGUUUUCGUAUUUUUCGUACCGGUUCGGGGCGCGCGAAAAGAACAAGGGCUGGCGCCUCGACUACUUUGUCGCGUCGAAAGCUCUCUUGCCACACGUCGAGGACUCUGCGAUCCGGUCGGCGAUCACAGGCAGCGACCACUUGCCAAUUGCCCUCACCUUGAGUGGUUUGGACGCCUAAACGUUCCAAGUGGUCGCCUCCAAGACCAUAACAAGACAAGACAGCAUUUUGUGGUCCAUCGC